UAUGACAAGGAGGUGCGUGCGACGCAGGAUCGUAUGAAGGAACUGGGACUGCUGUCUGCGGACAUGCUAGCGCUAGACGAGUGGGAGAUCCCACGCGACCACGUCGUCAUCAACCGUAAGCUGGGCGAGGGAGCGUUCGGCACCGUCUACGGGGGCGAGGCUUUCUUCGACCACAUCGGCUGGGUCGCGGUCGCCGUGAAGACGUUGAAGGUCGGCUCGACGAGCGAGGAGAAGGUGAGAGGGGGAGGCGCCGGGCGAGGGGAGGUGCCAGGGGAGGGGAG
Molecule: messenger RNA, 281 nt
Organism: Priapulus caudatus
Lineage: Eukaryota; Metazoa; Priapulida; Priapulimorpha; Priapulimorphida; Priapulidae
Product: fer-related kinase 1-like
Exons: 1
Molecular function (GO): ATP binding
Source: RefSeq, a predicted model, not a curated record